This is a messenger RNA of Fulmarus glacialis (Northern fulmar), 1890 nucleotides long. RefSeq names its product serum response factor (c-fos serum response element-binding transcription factor) (gene SRF). The transcript has 6 exons. The record is from RefSeq and is a predicted model, not a curated record. The coding region runs from base 94 to 1008 and encodes 304 amino acids. Lineage: Eukaryota; Metazoa; Chordata; Aves; Procellariiformes; Procellariidae.
GAGCUUUCCACACUGACCGGCACUCAAGUCCUGCUGCUGGUGGCCAGUGAGACGGGCCAUGUGUACACGUUUGCCACACGGAAGCUGCAGCCCAUGAUCACCAGUGAGACGGGGAAGGCGUUGAUCCAAACAUGCCUCAAUUCCCCAGACUCGCCCCCGCGCUCGGACCCGACCACUGACCAGCGCAUGAGCGCCACGGGCUUUGAGGAGACGGACCUCACCUACCAGGUGUCUGAGUCGGACAGCAGUGGGGAGACCAAGGACGCACUGAAACCAGCGUUCACUGUCACCAACCUGCCGGGGACAACGUCCACCAUCCAGACAGCCCCCACCACCUCGACCUCCAUGCAGGUCAGCAGUGGCCCGUCAUUCCCCAUCACUAAUUACCUGGCGCCAGUGUCUGCCAGCAUCAGCCCCAAUGCCGUCACCAGUGCCAACGGGACAGUGCUGAAGACUACUGGAGCCAGUGCAGUGACAUCUGGGGGCCUCAUGCCGAUACCCACUGGCUUCACCCUCAUGUCAGGUGGUACCAUGGCUCAGCAGGUCCCAGUCCAGGCGAUCCAGGUGCACCAGGCACCGCAGCAAACGUCUCCCUCUAGUGACAGCAGCACUGACCUUACCCAGACCUCUUCCAGUGGAACAGUGACCCUCCCGGCGACCAUCAUGACGUCGUCUGUGCCAACCACGGUGGGUGGCCACAUGAUGUACCCCAGCCCACACGCGGUGAUGUACGCGCCCACAUCUGGCCUUGCGGAUGGUGGACUUGCAGUCCUCAACGCUUUCUCACAGGCCCCCUCAGCGAUGCAGGUGUCCCACGGCCAGGUCCAGGAUCAGGGUGGCGUCCCCCAAGUGUUCCUGACAGCCCCAUCAGGCACCGUUCAGAUCCCAGUCUCAGCUGUCCAGCUUCACCAGAUGGCUGUCAUCGGGCAGCAGAGCAGCAGUGGCAGCAGCCUGACGGAGCUGCAGGUGGUCAACUUGGACACCUCACACAGCGCCAAGAGUGACUGAGAGGCCUCUGCUGCCGGCCUUGUGCUGUCCCUGGCUUGUCAUGCCAGUGCUGGGGCUGGUGGCAAUUCCUUCUCGUACAGACUGCACCAGUUAUUUAUUGUUGCCUUUUCACGUUUCCUUCAUCCACACAUGCACACGCACACACACACGCACCCACCCACCCACACACACACACACAGGCAUGCGCAUGGGGCUGCAGGACCCAUCUGGGGUGGAGCUGUGCUGGGGCCAUGCAGGGCUUAGGGGUGUUUGGAAGCUGUGAUAGCUGUGCUUGUCUCACGCCAGCCAAAGAAACUUGUCUCUUGGGGGGAGGAUUGCUCUGUGCUGUAAAUAAAUACUGUGGGCCAUUCCCAGCUGGAAGCUCUGGCUCCUUCUGGGCACUCCGAGUCACCUUGCCCAUGAGCGUUUGCUCUGCAUGGGGCUCAGCUCAGACCCAGAGCGGUCUUGCGGGCGCAGUUUGGAGCGGAGCAGGCCAAGGCUGUGCUGCUGGCCUCAGCAAUGUGCCUUUGUGGGGGUGACAGGUCCUGGCCUCAGCAACUCGUCCUGGGCUCUGGACAGGGGAGAAUGGCCAGCUUGCAUGUGCAUCUCUAGUUGGGCCUGUGUGCCCUCCCUCUGGAGGGCCGGGCACAGCCUGCAGCAUGUGGCCCUGUCCUCCUCAUAUGCACUACAGUGAGCUCUCUGCCCUCAGUGCCUCCUCACUGGGCUGUCUGGCAGAUUUGCAGCCUGCCUGGCUCUGCCCUGGCAGCUGCCCUCGCACAGCUGAGGUGGUCAGUGGAUGCCCAGGAGUACAACGAUGCCCCAGAGAGCUCCUGGGGGGCUCUGUGGCCAGCCCAGCCCCACACUCUUCUCGCAGCCCUCGCACUGCUUGUGGACUCCGUACAC